Metopolophium dirhodum (rose-grain aphid) is the source of this 1008-nucleotide messenger RNA. RefSeq names its product cuticle protein 8-like. The transcript has 2 exons. Lineage: Eukaryota; Metazoa; Arthropoda; Insecta; Hemiptera; Aphididae. Bases 181 to 732 code for a protein of 183 amino acids. Gene Ontology annotation, cellular component: extracellular matrix. The record is from RefSeq and is a predicted model, not a curated record.
AAUACUCUGAGUUUUCGGAUAACCGUCAUCAGUGCAUCGAGAAGAACACCGAGUGCAACACGUGUUCUUUGCGUACUUAUACCUAUAUCUAUACACGAUAUACCUGCCAGCUUACUCACAAGCACGCAUCACAGCGAGAAAAGUAUACAUCAACGAUAUCACACUUCAGACAAUAAUAUUAUGGCCGCCAAGCUUUCAUACUGCCACGUCGUCGCGGUUUUCGUCCUGGCUGCGUGCGCCGUAGCCUCUGCGUCUCCGUUCCAGCUGCACAAUAACGAGUACCACCCGCAGCAGGAGCACUACGACUCGUCGACCGCGGAGCAUAGCGAGACUGUGGGCGACAGCUCACACAAGCAUGGGUCGACGUAUCACUUUCAGUACGCGGUGCACGACCCGCUGACCGGCGAUGAGAAGAGCCAGAAUGAGGUGGGUGACGGGCACGGGUCGGUCAAGGGCACAUACAGCCUGGUCGAACCGGACGGCUCCACCCGGGUGGUCGAGUACACGGCCGACGACGAGCACGGUUUUAGGGCCGAGGUGAAGAGGAUCGAACCGGUGCACCAUCAACAACACGACCAGUCGCCGUCCGUCGCCGCCCCGUCGUACAAGUUCGACUUUGCCGCCGCAGCCCCGAAACAGGUUGAUUACGAACUGCAACAGUCGUUACACUACAACUACCCUUUGCAAGAACACCAACCCGAACUCCAUCAACUAUCGUCAUCGCACCGUUGAAGUCUUUCACUAUGCCGUCAAUCGUCGUCUCCUACGUUAUUGUUUCACAUAUUAUUAUUGUUAUUAUUUCACAUGCCACGCGACUGCGGUAUAAUAAAUGCGUGACGAGUUCGCAUAUUAUACCACCUCUAUAUUAUAUAAUAUACGUUAUACGUUAAGUACUUAAGUCAUAUGUACUCGGACUUGGAAAUACAUAAUAUGUCUCCCCUUCAGGACAUAUCCUGUUUUGUACAGUUCAGACGUAUCCCAAAUACAUAAAAAAAUAGUUUGUUAUAA